This is a messenger RNA of Penicillium riverlandense, 1827 nucleotides long. Its product is annotated as GMC family oxidoreductase. NCBI's taxonomy places the organism in Eukaryota, Fungi, Ascomycota, Eurotiomycetes, Eurotiales, Aspergillaceae. Gene Ontology annotation, biological process: secondary metabolite biosynthetic process. The coding region runs from base 1 to 1827 and encodes 608 amino acids. Gene Ontology annotation, molecular function: flavin adenine dinucleotide binding; oxidoreductase activity, acting on CH-OH group of donors. The record is from RefSeq and is a predicted model, not a curated record. The transcript is spliced from 5 exons.
AUGUUGCUCUCGAUCAUCCUGUUGUUUUCGGCACUAUUUAUAGUGGCCUCCCAAUCAUGCUUCGCAGAUUGUGCGCCUUUUGAUCAACCUGUGGCCGAAAACACACCAUAUGACUAUGUGGUGAUUGGUGGAGGCACUGCCGGGAUGACAAUCGGUUCACGUCUAGCGCAGCAAGGCUUCCAGGUGGCCGUGGUCGAGGCAGGAGGAUACUACGAGGUGGUGCGUCCAAUCACUUCAAUUCCAGGCGCAGCCAGUCUCGGGGCGGGUGCAGACGUCCGGACCGCGACGUCAAUCGACUGGGCAUUUGUGGCGAAUCGCGUUCCAGGUGCCAAUGAUCGUGAUAUCCAUUAUCCCAGAGGGAAGUGUGUUGGUGGAUCGUCAGCUGUUAACUUCAUGAUCUAUCAACGACCAUCCAGGGAUUCAAUGACCAGAUGGGCCGAGCUUGUUGAUGAUCCCAGCUACCUCUUUGAGAACGUGUUCCCCUUCUACAAGAAGACAAUCGCUUUCACACCCCCCGAUGGGUACCGGUUCGGCAAUGCCACAGUGCCCUACAACCGCUCGUCCUACGAUAAGACCGGGCAGCCCGUUGAAGUGUCAUACCCCCGGUAUGCCAUGCCCUUUUCUACCUGGGUAUCUGGAGGCUUGCAAGCGAUUGGGAUCAAUGAGACGCAGGACUUCAACGGCGGCAGGUUGAUGGGCCGCCAGUUUUGUGCCAUGACCAUUCGACAGUCGGAUCAGACCAGAAGCAGCUCAGAGUCGGGGUUUCUACGGGGGUCACUGGGCUAUACCACAUUGUCGGUUUACCAAACCACCUUGACUAAGAAGAUCCUAUUCAACGCACAGAAAAGAGCGGUUGGAGUUGAAGUUGAGCAAAAUGGCCGGUUUACAUUGACUGCAACCAAGGAAGUGAUCGUGUCCGCCGGCGCCUUUCAAUCACCGCAGCUGUUGAUGGUGUCGGGCAUCGGGCCAGCCGCCACUCUCCAAGCCCAUGGCAUCAAUGUCAUCGCGGACCUGCCUGGAGUUGGUCAGAAUAUGUGGGACCAUACCAUGUUCGGGCCUUCUUUUCGGGUGGCCGUGGACACUUUCACCAAGCUCGCUGCCAGUCCAUGGUACUAUAGCUACCAAAUCACAACGUGGACCACACUCAGAACGGGAGUUCUGACCAACCCGUCGACAGACUAUCUUGGUUUCGAGAAGCUGCCCCUAUCGUCUCGAACAGGAUUUUCCGCUGCAAAUGAGCAUGAACUGGCCUGGUUCCCUGCAGAUUGGCCAGAGAUCGAGUACCUGGCAGGAUCUGCAUUUGUUGGAAACUUGUCGGAUCCAUUUGCACAACAACCUCACGAUGGGUACGAGUAUGCCACCAUCAUAGCGAGCAUGGUAUCCCCAACAUCGCGCGGGAAUGUGACCAUUUGCUCCGCCGACACGGCAGAUCUACCAGUGAUCAAUCCCAACUGGCUGGCCACAGACACAGACCAGAAAGUCGCAGUUGCGGCCUACAAACGCAUCCGCGCCGCAUUCCAAAGCAAGGCAAUGGCACCCGUCAUCAUUGGUCUUGAGUACUUCCCUGGGGCCAGCGUCCAAACAGAUGCGGAGAUACUCGAAAGUAUCAGGAAUACAGUCAUGACCAUCUAUCACGCUGCAUGUACCUGCAAAAUGGGACUUGUGAACGACAGUAUGGCUGUUGUCGACAAUCACGCGCGCGUAUUUGGGGUUGAGGGUCUGCGUGUCGUCGAUGCGAGUGCAUUUCCUAUUUUACCGCCCGGCCAUCCUCAAUCCACAGUUUAUAUGCUGGCCGAGAAGAUCGCUGCCGAGAUUGCAGCAUCUUGA